GGUCAGCACUGCCACCUUCGUUCCACCACCCUUCUCCCCCUGCUUCCACACCUACAGUUAGAGGAACAACUCAUCAUCUCCUCACAUCUUCUCGAUCACCAUCCAUAGUAAUUCCGCAAUCUCCUCCUUCAAGAUCCAAAACCCACUUCGCAUCGCGCUCCCUCCUUUACUCGAGCUAAGCAGGAGGAAGAAGAAGAACAACAAGCAGCAGCAGCAGCAUCUGGUGAAGGAGCUGUUGACCUCGAGCUUCGACAUGGGCGCCCAUGAAGACGCUGAGGUCGGGAGGGACAUGAGGAAGCCGCUCCUCCGCACGGGGGUGUGGUACGCAAUGCAGGGGGAGGCGUCGAAUCAGUCCACCCCCUCCGGAUCGGCAAAGAACCUCCACAGCGGCUCUGUUUCCGUCCUGCUUUGUGUGUUGACAGUCGCCUUAGGCUCUGCUCAGUUCGGAUUCUCCUGUGGAUAUUCGUCUCCUACAGAGGAGGACAUAGAAAGCGACCUAGGCCUUUCGGUCUCACAGUAUUCAAUAUUUGCCUCCUUGGUAAAUGUGGGAGGUAUGGUUGGGGCAGUCAUGAGCGGCCAGAUGGCAGAGCACAUCGGCCGGAAAGGGUCUCUGAUGAUCGCUGCAGUCCCUAAUGUCUUAGGGUGGUUGGCAAUAUCGUUUGCCAAGGAUUCCUCCUUCUUAUACAUAGGAAGGUUGUUGGGGGGAUACGGAGUGGGUGUAAUUUCUUAUGUGGUGCCGGUUUACAUAGCUGAGAUAUCGCCCGAGAACAUGAGAGGAACCCUGGGAUCUGUGAAUCAGCUGUCAAUCACAUUCGGAACAUUGUUGGCUUACCUUUUCGGACUAUUUGUCAACUGGAGGAUCCUUGCUAUCUUGGGGUCUCUGCCAUGUCUAAUAUUGAUUCCUGGCUUAUUUUUCAUCCCAGAGUCUCCUCGAUGGUUGGCCCAAAUGGGUUUGACGCAGGAAUUUGAAGCCUCUUUGCAGGUCCUACGGGGAUCUGAUACUGAUAUUUCCCUUGAAGUUGAUGAAAUCAAGAGCUGUGUUGCAUCAACAGACAAAACAACAACAAUCAGGUUUGCAGAGCUCAAGAAGAAAAGAUAUUGGUUUCCUUUGAUGGUAGGUAUUGGACUACUUAUGCUCCGGCAACUCAGUGGCAUCAAUGGUGUCUUCUUCUAUUCCACCACAAUAUUUGAAAGUGCAGGGAUUUCUUCAAGUAAUGUCGCAACUGUUGGACUCGGUGCUAUCCAGGUUCUUUGCACUGGGGUAGCGACUUGUCUCCCAGAUAAAGCAGGCCGAAGGCUGCUUCUCAUAGUAUCCUCAUCCGCAAUGACUUUGAGCCUUCUUUUUGUGGCCGUGGUGUUCUAUAUAGAGAGUUCUGCUUCAGAAGACUCUCAAUUAUACAGCAUAAUGGGAAUAUUGUCGGUUGUCGGGCUUGUGGCUUUUGUCAUCGCCUUCUCUCUGGGAAUGGGUUCUAUUCCAUGGCUUAUCAUGUCUGAGAUUCUUCCGGCGAAUAUUAAGGGCCAUGCCGGCAGCAUGGCGACGUUGGCAAACUGGAUAACAACUUGGGUGAUCACGUUGACAGCAAACUUACUGUUGGAUUGGAGCGCCGGAGGUACCUUCACGAUCUAUGCAGCUGUGGCUGCUUGUAGUGCUGUCUUUGUGAUACUCUUUGUCCCAGAAACAAAGGGGAGAACUCUGGAAGAGAUUCAGUCGUCGUUUUAGAUGAUUCUUGUUCUGGUUCUCACAUUGAUUUUUGCUGUUUAAUAACAUGGUAGAGACGCGGAAGCAUCAAAUUCCAUCGAUAAUAGCCAACUCACAAGCCCACCUCAAACCUCAUCAAUCAACCAAGCACAUUUGAUCUUUUUACGAAAAAAGGGAGAUUUCGGCCGUAAUAUGAUCGAAUGAAUCUAAUGACGAGGAAGCCUCCAAGAUCAAUAUCUAGAGAUUUCUAAGUUUGAAUAGUCUUCCAAUUUAAUGUUUCCAUUGUCUUAGUCCGUCAAUAUACUGGACGUGCAUUUUCCAUUGUAAGCAUGCAGAUUUUGAUAUGACAAAAUAAGAGAAUUCCACUCAAGUUAGCAGUGUCUUUC
Eucalyptus grandis is the source of this 2085-nucleotide messenger RNA. RefSeq names its product sugar transporter ERD6-like 6. The transcript is spliced from 18 exons. NCBI's taxonomy places the organism in Eukaryota, Viridiplantae, Streptophyta, Magnoliopsida, Myrtales, Myrtaceae. The record is from RefSeq and is a predicted model, not a curated record. Gene Ontology annotation, cellular component: membrane. Gene Ontology annotation, biological process: carbohydrate transport; transmembrane transport. The coding region runs from base 254 to 1720 and encodes 488 amino acids. Gene Ontology annotation, molecular function: sugar transmembrane transporter activity.